AUGCGUCCUGAACAAGUUUUUACAGGUGAAGAUCUUGAGUAUUAUAGUGGAGAGUAUUUAAGCAUUUAUUGGCAACUCGGAUACACUGGUGAGUGGUUCAUUGACCCUCCAAACAUGCCAGAAAAAUUAGAAGAUCAAGGGCAGAAAGUACCUGUCACUCGUUCACAUACCAAAUCUGAAGCCAGCCAGACCAAAAGACUUAACAAGAAAAUAAUAUGUAUGUUUUUAUUUAAAAUGGAUUGCUUUAAGUUUUUGAACAAUGAAGUGAUGGAAAUUCUGAAACAGAUGGUUGUCUCUUAUGUCACUCCUUUUGAUCCUGAAUGGAGAACAGCAAACCUAGAUCAUAGGAAAAUCUGA
Molecule: messenger RNA, 357 nt
Organism: Funneliformis caledonium
Lineage: Eukaryota; Fungi; Glomeromycota; Glomeromycetes; Glomerales; Glomeraceae
Source: the annotation of a GenBank genome assembly